Caenorhabditis angaria is the source of this 442-nucleotide messenger RNA. The record is from the annotation of a GenBank genome assembly. NCBI's taxonomy places the organism in Eukaryota, Metazoa, Nematoda, Chromadorea, Rhabditida, Rhabditidae.
AUGGAUCCGCUGGAAGUCUCAAAACAACCGCAUUGGAUCUCAAAACCAUAUUUCCGAUUAUCCGAAGUCGCCAAAGAAUCAAUCACCCAAAAUGGCGAGCAAACAUUCCGCGAAAAACAAAAACAAAAACUGGCGGAAACCGCGCAAGCUCAAGGAAUCUCAAUGAAAAAAGCGCGCAAACGCGAACGCCGCCAACUUUGCGGAAAACGUGUGCUCGAAAUCAAACGCGCCAAAUUCCCGCCGUGCUCGCGAUGCGCACAACCUGCCGGACAGAAUUGCUCGCUUGAACGAUGCAAAAAAUGCUGUAGAUUCAAGUGUAAACAUGAGAAAUUGGAUUGUAAAGGUAGUUUUAGCACAUUUUUCCCUGAAAAUUCCCCCUCUUAUAUUUUCAGCACAUCGCUACAUCUUCUCUGAAAAUGCUGAAAUCGCCGAAAAUUGUUAA